CUGAAAAAAAUAUGUACAUAUUUGUGCAUUAUGUAUAUUAAUCUAUUAAAUAGCGCUGCUGCAACAGUCUCUCUAUUAUGGUAACAGCAGUUUACAAUAGCUGUUUUGAAAGACCGUAGAUAUUUUACAUUUGGUUUUUUGUUUCUGUUGUUCUCAACUUCACAUGUGAAUGAAGCGGAUUUCAGGCUUUGUAAAUCUUCAGAAGCUUUAGUCUGUGUAAAAUCUUUUUAUAUUCUCCAGGUGUGUUUGGUGAUUUAGUGUCAGUGAUGGAGGGAGAUUCUGUCACUUUAAAAACUAAUGUUGAAGUAUGUGAUGGUGACACCAUACUGUGGAAAUAUGGAGCUGGAAAGUCUUUCAUAGCUAAAAUGAAGAAAAAUAAGCAAAUUGUCUCCACAUAUAAUGAUACUGAUGAGAGAUUCAGAAACAGACUGAAGCUGGACAAUCAAACUGGAUCUCUGAUCAUCACAAACAUCACAACUCAACAUGCUGGACUCUAUGAAGUACAGAUAAGUGGAGUCAAGUGGUCAUCAAAAAUAUUCAGUGUUUCUGUCUGUGCUCGUCUGCCUGUUCCUGUCAUCAGCAGAGACUGUUUAUCAUCAUCAUCAUCAUCUUCAUCACAGCAGAAUUGUUCAUUGGUGUGUUCAGUGGUGAAUGUGGGUCAUGUGACUCUCUCCUGGUACAAAGGAAACAGUUUAUUGUCCAGCAUCAGUGUGUCUAAUCUCAGCAUCAGUCUCUCUCUACCUCUGGAGGUGGAAUAUCAGGAUAACAACAGCUACAGCUGUGUGCUCAACAAUCCCAUCAGCAACCAGACCACACAUCUGGAUAUCAACAUACUCUGUCACAUAUGCGAAGAUCCUCCAGACUCUGUAUCUCUGAUAGUACUGAUCUUCGCCGCUAGUUCAGACACAAGAGGAAGACCGAGCCGAUUCAGCUUUGUGCAAACCAAAAUCACAAAAAACGAUCCUCCAGACUCUGUAUCUCUGAUAGUACUGAUCUUCGCCGCUGCCGCUGCUGGAUCUCUGUUGAUUGUAGUUUCAGUCGUGACGUGCUGUAUCUGCAAGAAAUGUAGAAAAAAGGGUCAGGAGAGCUAG
Molecule: messenger RNA, 1091 nt
Organism: Sinocyclocheilus grahami
Lineage: Eukaryota; Metazoa; Chordata; Actinopteri; Cypriniformes; Cyprinidae
Product: SLAM family member 9-like
Exons: 5
Coding region: 267-1091 (274 amino acids)
Source: RefSeq, a predicted model, not a curated record